UGAAUCAUCAUCAGCACUACGACUCGCUACUAGCAGGUGAACCACAGGACUGCAAGUGGUGAUUCUAAACACUUUUCUGGAAUUUUAAUUACAUUGGCUCGGUUCUUUACGGCAGGUGAUAGCAUUUUACAGUUCUCAGACCGUGACGCUGACCCAAGGAGGCUGUGUGAUGAACAAGCUACGCCAGAGUUUCCGGAGGAAGAAAGACGUGUACGUGCCUGAGUCCAGCCGGCCGCACCAGUGGCAGACGGACGAGGAGGCCGUCCGCACGGGCAAGUGCAGCUUCGCUGUCAAGUACCUGGGCCAUGUGGAGGUGGAGGAGUCCAGAGGGAUGCACAUCUGUGAGGAUGCUGUGAAGAGGCUGAAGACGGACAGGAAAUUCUUCAAGGGCUUCUUUACAAAAGCAGGGAAGAAGGCUGUGAGGGCGGUGCUGUGGGUGUCUGCAGAUGGCCUCCGUGUUGUUGAUGACAAAACAAAGGACCUGAUCCUGGACCAGACCAUAGAGAAGGUGUCGUUCUGCGCUCCGGACCGUAACUUUGAGCGUGCGUUCUCCUACAUCUGCAGGGACGGCACCACCCGCCGCUGGAUCUGUCACUGCUUCAUGGCCAUCAAAGACUCCGGAGAGCGUCUGAGCCAUGCCGUGGGCUGUGCCUUCGCCGCCUGUCUGGAGCGCAAGCAGAAAAGGGAGAAGGAGUGCGGCGUCACGGCAACCUUCGACGCCAACAGAACCACCUUCACCCGCGAGGGCUCCUUCCGCGUCACCACGGCGACAGAGGCGGCCGAGCGGGAGGAAGUGAUGAGACAGCUGCAGGAGAAGAAAGCCGAGACGGACGUCAAGACGUCACUUCCUGUGAGCUCGGCCCCGAGCGUGCCCCCCUCCUCGGCCCCCCUCCAGGGGCCCCCCUCCCCCUCCUCGUCUCCCCCCCUGUCCGCGCAUGGCCUCGGGCCCCAGGCCAUCCCCCGCAGGCACGCCCCUGUGGAGGCGCUGGCCCGCCAGGGCUCGUUCCGAGGCUUCCCGGCGCUCAGCCAGAAGACCUCGCCCUUCAAGCGCCAAAUGUCACUGCGCAUCGGCGAGCUGCCAUCCACUAUGCAGCGCAAGUCUGACUUCCCCAUGAAGAACACAGUGCCGGAGAUGGAGGGCGAGAGCGACAGCAUCAGCUCUCUGUGCACCCAGAUCACCUCCGCGUUCAGCGGGCCGCCCGAAGACCCUUUCUCCUCAGCGCCCAUGCCCAGACCUGCCACCUCGCCCCAGUCUCCCGUCGCCCCAGUGAGUGGAACAGCGCCUGCCUUCCCUGUUGCUGCUGUAGCUAACCCCCCUGCAAUGCCCCCUCCACUGCCUGCCCGAGACACUAACCCCUGGGCCAAGAUCCCAGCGGGGGCCCCUGCCUCGGCCCACCCAGCCGCAGGAGGUGAUUGGACGAGCCCGGUGAUCGUGGCCUCGUCCCCCUCGUCCUCGCCCGCACUGCCCUCCCACAGACGCACGCCGUCAGAGGCCGACCGCUGGCUGGAGGAAGUCACAAAGUCAGUCCGUGCCCCCCAGCCUUCCCCCCUACUGACCCCAGCCCCACCUGCCCCCCAGCACUCACCCCUCCUGGCUCCAGCCCACCACGCCACCCAGCCCUUCCCCACCCCCGUGAUGACAGCCCCCACCCAGGUGGCCUUCAUGCCCUCCGCGGUGCCCCUGGUGCCUCCCCGCCAGCCCGUCUACCACCCCCAACCUCCGGGUCCUUACCCCAUGUCCAACGGGCUGGCCUAUGCCCAGCCCAGUGUACCCGUGGUGGGCAUCACUCCCUCCCAGAUGGUGGCCAACGUGUUCGGCUCGGCCACGCAUCCCCAGCCCUACCCUCCCCCCCCGGCCUCGUUACCCACGUACGACGGCCUCGCUCCCUGCCACCUCAGCCCCUUCACCAAGCCCCUCCCACCUUCCGCCGUCAUCUCCAGCCCCUUCCAGCCUCCCAACGGCAGUGUAGCCUUCAACGGCGCCGAGAGCUGGGCCUCCACCGCUCCCCAGGCCCCUGCACCCUGCCCCGCGGCCCCGCCCCAGGCCGACGCCUUCGAGGCGCAGUGGGCCGCCCUGGAGAGCCGCUCCCGCCAGCGCACCACGCCCUCACCCACAAACCCCUUUUCAAGCGAGCUGCACAAGACCUUCGAGAUCCAGCUAUAGAGACUGACAGCGUUGAGGAGGGGGAGGGGGGGGGGGGAGGAGGGAGGAUGGGAGAGGGGGAGGGGGGGGAGGAGGAGGAGAGGCAAACCCUGACCUCCCUCCCUCCUUCUCUUCUUGGUCUGGAAGGACAACCUGAGCAGAGAGGAGGAGGAGGUGAGGAGGGAGAGGAGAGGAGGGUGUGUCCUCUGCUGUGUAUCUCCAGGAUGAAGAGAACGAGCUGCGUCGCUCCUGGCGUGUCAUUGUCAUCUCCUCCCUCGUGGUUGUUAUUCAGCUCUGGGCUGGCGUUGUCAUGACCCUAAGGGAACCCCGUUCCAUCUUUGGAGACACCCCACCAUCUCCACGCCCCGCAGCUGCUCCCCUGGCCUCCAGGUGCUGCUCACAGCGCCCCCUGCUGGCUGGAGGGGGACUUCUCAGCCACCUGUCAGGACUGCAGCACUGUAGAGAACUGAGCUUCCAGACGACAAGCUCUCCUUCACCUUCAAAAUCAGAAGGAGAAGAGAGAGAGAAUGCCAAAAUCUUUAUUUUUAUGCAUUAAGUAUAUUUUAAAUAGCUUUGGAAUCUUAACAGAAGAGUUGUAAGUAAUCUUGCCAAAGGCACAGGCUAGCUACAAUGAAAUGAGUGUAUGUGUGUGCGUACAAGAGAAAUUACAAUAUAUUAGACAUGAAUAUAUAUAUAUAUAUAUGUAUAUAUAUCUAUAAAGAAUCUAUACUGUACACACAGCUCAUGACAGUGCUGAUUUGUAAUGUGAUGUAAAGAGAGAUCGAGUGAAGGGACAGCUGUUUUACUUUUUUUUUUAUCUGUAUUUUUCCUUUGUUUGGGUCCGGUGAUUGGAUGUGCAUGUCACUGUAAAUAGGUUAUCAUUGCUGAAACAAUCACUGUGGAGCCAGCCUCGACUACCACUGAUCUCUCCUUUCAUACCGUGGAUUUUAUUGUUUUUACUGGUGUAGUACUUUUCAGUACUCACUGAAUUGUACCCCCUGCACCUCAUCUUAAUUUUUCUUUUUGUGCGUCAACCUUUUUUUAUAUUUUAACAGUGUCAUCUGCCAUUUUCCCAUUUCAUAGCGUUAUUUGUAUUUAAUUUUUUUGCAUUACAUUAGUUGAUCCUUUGGUUUUGCACAAGCACUAAAGUAGUGGAUGAUUUGGCCACACAGGUGAUAAUGAUGACCAGUGGUUUGUGUGGAUCUGAGGCAUCGGUGGAAGGAGAGGAGGAUAUUCAUUUGUUGAUCUCACUCUAAUCUGUCAAUCUUUUUUUUAAUCAAACCUGUGAAUAUGAUCUAUUCUCUGAUCUAGUUUUUCUCCAUUUUGUAAUUAUUUCAUUACUUUAUUCCAUCUCUUUUAAAAAAUAUUGAAGCUAAAAAGAUUGAAUAAAUUGAUGGUGGUAGAGGAAAA
Osmerus eperlanus (European smelt) is the source of this 3553-nucleotide messenger RNA. RefSeq names its product NUMB endocytic adaptor protein (gene numb). The transcript has 11 exons. Lineage: Eukaryota; Metazoa; Chordata; Actinopteri; Osmeriformes; Osmeridae. The record is from RefSeq and is a predicted model, not a curated record. Gene Ontology annotation, biological process: positive regulation of neurogenesis. The coding region runs from base 170 to 2164 and encodes 664 amino acids. Gene Ontology annotation, cellular component: cytoplasmic vesicle; basolateral plasma membrane; cytoplasm.